UUUCUCAACGGCGCGUUGUUUCUAUAAUCUCAGGUAAUACGGUAUGAGCUAAUCUCGUGUAUGCACAUGCGCCACCUGUGAAACACUCCAACGAUCGUCGUUGUCAUGGACCUACAAGGCUGUAGGCAACCAGCAAUAUUUUGACAAAGAGACUUGCUAUGUAGUCAUGAUCUAGCCCGCAAAGGUAUUUCUGAGCCUUUGCGCAAACAAAAAGGAACGGGCUCCUGACGGAUAAUAAAGAAGGCUUUCUCUCUCUUCUCUUACUAUGUCGCUACCCUUCCCCGUUCGUUGCUACAUGUUGUUUCUGAUGCCAACUCCUUCAUUUGAGCCAUCGUGGAGUAGUAACAUCUCAUCAUCCUGAUUACUUUAGAAAGAUGGGUCUCAACAAUGAGAGCACGCAAAUCGUCGCAGCUGCUUUCAUCGGCACGCCCCUUGCCCUAGCAGCACUUGGGUUGCGUCUUUGGUCACGCCGGCUCCAAAGAGUGUCGCUCGCCUUCAAUGACUACAUCGCAAUCGUGGCGACGGUCUUAGCCAGUGCUACAGUCUCACUUUGUCUCGCACAUGUGUUUAUCGGAGCUACCGGGAAACAUGCCGCCGAAUUUUUAUUUACGAACCCCCGCGUACUCGACCUCUAUAUUAAGUUUGCUAUAGCAGGGGAGGUCUUGUGGGCCGCUGCGAAUACAGCCGUUAAAUUCUCAAUCCUCUCGCUCUAUACAAAGAUUUUCCCCGGCAAGACAUUCCACCGUGUGUGUUAUGCCGCGAUGGCCGUAUCGGUUGCAUUCUUCACCACUGUCUUCCUGGAAGCGUUUCUCUUAUGCGAGCCUGUGCAAUUCAACUGGGACAAGACAAUUCCCAAUGGCAAAUGCCACAAUCAAACCCUUGCCUAUCUUGUCUCUGGAAUCGUCAAUUUAGUGAUAGAUGCAUUCAUCGUGGCCCUACCUCUACCCAAGCUGUACCACCUACAGAUACCACUCGCAAAGCGGUUUGCAAUCGGUGCUAUGUUUGGUCUAGGAGCGGUGAUCUGCAUCCUCUCACUUCUCAGAAUCGUGUCGAUUCCGGCCUGGGAUUUAACCGAUCCCACAUAUACGGGUACAGGUAUCACCGUGUACUCGAUCCUCGAGCCUACGCUCGGCGUGGUGAACGCUUGUCUGCCAACCAUGAGACCUGCGCUCGGGGUCAUAUUCAAGAACGGGCCCUUCAGCUUGGGCCAGUUGACAUUCCACAGUACUCGUCGUAGUUCCAAAGCCUCGAAAACUCGGGACAGCCAUCAAUUUGAGCAGAUUAAAGAUGACAUGGCCUUGCACAAUAUUCAUGUCGCGAGUGACCACCCAAAAGGCGUUCAUCCUCAAGGCAACAAUAUCACUAUUUCGCGCGAGUGGAAUAUCGACCACUCUAGCCCCGACAACAAGUUGUAAAAGUUAACCAAAAUGUGUGUGAAGGUUCUCGAUAAAAUGGUUUUGCUGCACAGGGUGCUGUAUAUGUCACGCGGAAUGUGAUUGGUUGUGGUUCGCGUUUCGGGCAUAUAUGGAAGCAACAGAAUGUGUCACUGCUGGUGUUUCAAUAUGUAUUUAAGCUCCCGGCCAGUCAAAUGGGCUCGUCUCGAUUCGAAACAAUAUACAAAGUCCUAUUUGACUGUUCUCGCAUUAUGCCCGAAAUAUAGGACACGACCCCAUCUCUUGUGUAAAGCCCAGAGUAUCCCUGGAUGCUUACAAAGCUUCAUAACUUCGUAGACUUGAUUAUCACUCAAUCUUUAG
Xylaria bambusicola is the source of this 1754-nucleotide messenger RNA. RefSeq lists its product as uncharacterized. The record is from RefSeq and is a predicted model, not a curated record. Bases 375 to 1415 code for a protein of 346 amino acids. Lineage: Eukaryota; Fungi; Ascomycota; Sordariomycetes; Xylariales; Xylariaceae. The transcript has 3 exons.